AUGGCAGAUCGCACAGAUGGACGUUUCAAGGACAAGGAGGCAGCGAGCAUCAAAGCGACAAAGUUUCCCGCGCACUUCAGCGAGCGGGUCGAUCUGCGCAAGGUCAACAUUAGCGUGCUGCGCCCUUGGAUCGCCAAGCGCCUGAUCGAGCUGAUGCGCGUGGAGGACGACGUUGUUGUCGAGUAUGUGUACAGCAUGCUGGAGGACAAGGACAAGCCGCUCCCCGACCCCAAGAAGAUGCAGGUUAACCUUGUCGGGUUCAUGGACAAGUACGGUGCUGCGGCUUUCAUGGACGAGCUGUGGAAGUUGCUCCUGAGCGCGCAGGCGACGGUUGGCGGCGUGCCGGCGGAGUUCAUCGAGGCCAAGAAGCAGGAGAUCGAGGCGGCGCGUGCUGGAAAUGUAGCCAGCGGCGACCUCGAGGGCCAGAUGCGUGCGCGAUCUGACGCCCUCGCCGAGCGCGACGGAGGACGGGGCGGGUACGGACACGACAGUGGGCGAAGCUGGGAGCCGCGUGGAGGCCGUGGCCGCGGCGACCGUGGGUAUGGCGGCGGCGGUGGCGAUAGAGGAUGGGAACCGCGUCGCGGAGGAUGGGGAGGGGGCGGUGGUGGCGGUGGUGGCGGCUACGGACGCGAACGCGACAGCGGGUGGGGUGGGCGCGGCGGGCAGAGGGAUGGCGGCUAUGGGCAGCGGGAUAGCGGUUAUGAGCGGGAGAGUGGCUACGGACAGAGGGACUAUGGAAGGGGUCGCGAGCGCGAGCGCUCCCCACCGCGGAGGAGGUCGCCAAGCCCUCGGAGGCGCGAGGACCCUCCGCUUCGCUCUUCUCCGCGCCGUCAAUUGGACGUGCCCGUCAAGCGUGAGCAUAGCCCCAUUGACCGGGAUGUGCGCCGACGCCGUGAGCGUGAAGACACUCCUCCUCGCCGCGCUCGUGAUGAUACACCACCGCGCCGUGCUCGGGACGAUGUUCCGCUGCGUCGUGCACGUGACGACACCCCUCCUCGCCAUGCACGCGAGGAUACGCCUCCUCGCCGGACGCGUGAUGACACCCGGCGCCAAAAUGAUGACUCGACGCCCCAGCGCCGUGGUGGUGGGGACGACGACACGCCUCCUCGACGUGCGACGCGUAAUGAUGACACGCCUCCCCGCAGGGCAGCACGCGAUGACACGCCUCCGCGUAAGGCGACACGCGAUGACUCAACGCCUCCCCGUCGUCGUCGUGAUUCUACUCCUCCUAACCGCGAACCUGAGCCUGAGCCGGAGCCGGCCGGUUCCCACUCGCCUGAGAAGCGCGCCGAGAAGAAGAAGAAGAAGGAGGACCCGUUGGCCAAGAGCCGCUGGGCAUAG
Messenger RNA from Cutaneotrichosporon cavernicola, 1341 nucleotides. RefSeq lists its product as uncharacterized. The coding region runs from base 1 to 1341 and encodes 446 amino acids. The transcript is spliced from 4 exons. Lineage: Eukaryota; Fungi; Basidiomycota; Tremellomycetes; Trichosporonales; Trichosporonaceae. Gene Ontology annotation, cellular component: spliceosomal complex. The record is from RefSeq and is a predicted model, not a curated record. Gene Ontology annotation, biological process: regulation of mRNA splicing, via spliceosome; mRNA processing. Gene Ontology annotation, molecular function: RNA binding.